This is a messenger RNA of Phodopus roborovskii (desert hamster), 815 nucleotides long. It is a transcript of the gene Ndufv2, whose product is annotated as NADH:ubiquinone oxidoreductase core subunit V2. Gene Ontology annotation, molecular function: NADH dehydrogenase activity. The coding region runs from base 16 to 762 and encodes 248 amino acids. The transcript has 8 exons. The record is from RefSeq and is a predicted model, not a curated record. Gene Ontology annotation, biological process: mitochondrial electron transport, NADH to ubiquinone. Lineage: Eukaryota; Metazoa; Chordata; Mammalia; Rodentia; Cricetidae.
ACCGCGAGCCCCGCCAUGUUCUCCUUGGCGCUGCGAGCCCGGGCGGCGGGCCUCGCCGCUCAGUGGGGAAGACAUGCAAGGGAUCUGCAUAAGACAGCGGUGCAGAGCGGUGCCGGAGGGGCCUUGUUUGUGCAUAGAGAUACUCCUGAGAAUAACCCAGAUACUCCAUUUGAUUUCACACCAGAAAACUAUAAGAGGAUAGAGGCGAUAGUAAAGAACUAUCCAGAAGGACACAAAGCUGCAGCUGUGCUCCCAGUCCUGGAUCUAGCCCAAAGGCAGAAUGGAUGGCUGCCCAUAUCCGCGAUGAACAAGGUGGCAGAAGUUUUACAAGUGCCUCCAAUGAGAGUGUAUGAAGUGGCAACUUUUUAUACAAUGUAUAACCGGAAGCCAGUUGGGAAGUACCACAUUCAGGUCUGCACCACUACACCUUGUAUGCUUCGUGACUCUGACAGCAUACUGGAGGCCCUGCAGAGAAAGCUUGGAAUAAAGGUUGGAGAGACUACACCUGACAAACUUUUCACUCUUAUAGAAGUGGAAUGUUUGGGGGCCUGUGUAAAUGCACCAAUGGUUCAAAUCAAUGACAACUACUAUGAGGAUCUAACACCCAAGGAUAUUGAAGAGAUUAUUGAUGAACUUAAAGCUGGGAAAGUUCCAAAACCCGGGCCAAGGAGUGGGCGCUUCUGCUGUGAGCCAGCCGGAGGCCUCACGUCUUUGACUGAGCCACCCAAAGGACCUGGCUUUGGUGUACAAGCAGGCCUUUAAUUUAUACUCAACUGUAAAAUUGUUCCUGGAGAAAUAAAAUAUGAACCUAUCUA